ACAAGUUCUAAGGUCGGCCUCACGCUAGUCUAUUGUGCAAUAUGAGGCGCGCGGCGCGCCGCCGCGCAUGCGUCCACAUUUUCCCGCCAAACUCCGCACGCGUCCAGACGCGUACGAAAAUAAAAUUAAAAAAAAAUAACUAUGCCAAAAAAUUUUGCACACGUGACAGGAUUUUUUAAAAUAUGGAAUUAUUAAAUUUAUUUUAAUAUUAUCAAUUUGAUGUUAGCUCAAAAUUAAAAUGGAGGCGUAGAUUUGAAAAUUGAAUAUAUUGAGGUGUGGUGAUAGUGUUGUGUGGUGAUUAGUGGUGCGUGAUGGUGCCACCAUGUGGCUGGUCGUGGUACAUCUGCUGCUGGUGACCGAAGCACUAGCCUUCAACAUCAGCAACCUCAUCACGCCAUUCAGCGAUGUGUUACAUGUCCGCUACCCAACUCGCAAGUCACACGUUCGCAGACAGCGCGCCAUACCACCCUCAGUACCAUUUCCUUGCGAAGAUGCGCUCUCCUGGGGCCGCAGUCCUGAACGGCCAACCUCAGUGCACAGACUAAGGCCUGGGGACAUAGACGUGGUGGCUGCUAUUGGUGAUUCCUUGGUCGCAGGCAGUGGGGCUCUAGAAGAAUUCGCGCUCGGAGCCUUUGUAGAGUAUAGGGGAGUUUCGUGGUGUGCUGGUGGUGACGCAUCAUGGCGAGAAUACCUGACCUUACCAAAUAUCCUGAAGGAGUUCAACCCGAACCUUCGUGGCUACUCCACGGGCACCGGCGAGUGGCUCACCAGGAACGCCAAGUUCAAUGUCGCCUUCCCUGUGGCUUCAGAUGAGGAUGCCUUGAAGCAGGCUAAGAUCGUAGUCGCUCGGAUGCGAUCAUCGCCUGAAAUCGAUAUAGCAAACGAUUGGAAGAUGGUGACGGUAUUCAUAGGUGCUAAUGACCUCUGCUCUGCCUCCUGUCUGAACCCCAUCUCGUGGUCUCCUGCAGCUCAUGCCAAGAAGCUGGCCAUAGCCUUGGACUACCUCCACAAACAUCUGCCGAGGACUAUUGUUAACUUAGUGCCGGUUUUAGAUGUGUCAGUAUCAAUCCGCGUGCUGCGUCCGAUGAUGUGCCGGCUGAUGCACUCGCUGUUCUGCACGUGCUUCCACCAGCAGGGCGGCAACGAGCUCUACGACCUCGUGCGGAUGGCCAGGCUCUAUCAGAAGGCUGAAGUGGCACUGGUGGAGAGCGGUCGCUACGACACGCGGCCUGACUUCACGGUGGUGCUGCAGCCCUUCAUGCGGCUGUUCAACGCUCCACUGCCGCCCGUGCGGCCGCUGCCGCUCGUCAUCCACCAGUCCUACAUCACGCACGACUGCUUCCACUUCUCGCAGAAGGGACAUGCUCUAGCGGCGAAUCUUCUGUGGAACAACCUUCUAGAGCCGGUAGGCAAUAAGUCCGACAACGUGCCGCCAGUCCUGCUGCGGCAGUUCCGCUGCCCCAGCAGGUCUGCGCCCUUCCUCUUCACCGGGAACAACUCCCGGAACUUCCUCAUCACCGGCAAGCAGGAGGGGGCUGAUGAGGUCUUCCUAUGAGGACUUCUUAAAGGGGACUGAAGUCUUGGGUUCCCAAGGGAGACCUCAAAGGACAAUUAUAAGUUCCUGCUCUCUACUGGAGGUAUCAAAGGUUGACCAGUCAAAAGUGAAUUGCUAGUUGGUAUUUGUUUUUGGUCGCAGUGUACGAGUAUUCUAUAAAAAUUAUAGUAACAAGACAUUGAGUGGCAUUUUGUUUGCUUUCAAAGUAACUGUGUGAAGUUUUGAGGAGUGGAGUUUGAUUUGAUUCAAUUGUGUAGAAUUGUUUUAGUUUUAAAGUGAGGUGAUGAUAAAAGGGUCUUCAACGAUACUUUUGAUAAUGACCUAAAGACAAAAAAUAAGCUCAGUGACUGCUUUGCUCAAAAGUUUUUGCCGUAAGAAUUCGAAUCCAAAGUUAAGCGAAGGCGGUGCUCAAAAUUUGCUCAAUUAUUAAUAAUACACUUAUUUAAUAAUUUCCAUGACAAUAAUUAGUAACGUAUUAAGUAAUGUUAUUAGAAAACCUGUUCCCAUGACAAGGAGGAAUUAGGUUCAUUUUCGAUAACUUGUCAAAUAUUUAUAAUUAGUUUAAUAUUAUAAAUAAUUUGUACAUUUGUAGAUAUUUUUCAUAUACUAAGUUAUAAUAUUAUGUAUAUUUGACGCCAGAAUUAGAUGAAGUUACGUAGUUAGGGAUGUUAAAUAACUUAGCAAAACUGUUUACAUUGUUUUUGUCAGAAUUCUGAUGUCAACUAUUUAAGUAAGAUAAAGUUAAACCUCAAUGGUUCCAAAGGAACACUAGAGGUAUUGAAGGACCAUUUUGUUUUUCUAGAUAUUUGGUAUGGUGAUGUGUUCAAAAGUUAAUUAAUGUCUAUAGUUUCUAAUUAAUUUUCUUCAAGAUCUGAAGAAAAUUUAAUAAUUUAAUUAUUUUCUUUACAUGACGUGAUAUCAUUUAAUCUUACAUGUGGAAUUAGUAAUUUAUACUGUUUACUUGACAGGUGUAGAAUCUAUUCCUUCAAAAUAAAUAUGUAUUAGAUUAUUUCAUGCAUGUAAAGAGUAUCUUUAGUGGUGCCGGAAGAUUACAAAAAUAUACGUGGGAUAUUAAUUUAAAGGUUUAAAUCUAAGUUAAAAGUUAACAAUAGCUCAAUGUUGUGAUGUAGUUAAGUGAAUAAAGUACACGUUUAGCUUAAUAUUAGUUAAUGAGUAACUUAAUAUCACUUGUUAGUGCCAUUGACGUUACGCUCUCAACCAAAUGUUAUUGUAAGCGAAAGUUACCUAAACAUUAUACUUUAAGUUUUCGUCCAUGGCUUCAUUUUAAUGAAUAAAUCAAUCAAUUUU
Molecule: messenger RNA, 2863 nt
Organism: Helicoverpa armigera (cotton bollworm)
Lineage: Eukaryota; Metazoa; Arthropoda; Insecta; Lepidoptera; Noctuidae
Product: phospholipase B1, membrane-associated
Exons: 7
Coding region: 323-1555 (410 amino acids)
Biological process (GO): phospholipid metabolic process
Molecular function (GO): glycerophospholipase activity
Source: RefSeq, a predicted model, not a curated record